Antechinus flavipes (yellow-footed antechinus) is the source of this 2454-nucleotide messenger RNA. RefSeq names its product cathepsin B (gene CTSB). Gene Ontology annotation, biological process: regulation of catalytic activity. Bases 135 to 1160 code for a protein of 341 amino acids. The transcript has 10 exons. Lineage: Eukaryota; Metazoa; Chordata; Mammalia; Dasyuromorphia; Dasyuridae. Gene Ontology annotation, cellular component: lysosome. Gene Ontology annotation, molecular function: cysteine-type endopeptidase activity. The record is from RefSeq and is a predicted model, not a curated record.
GAGCUGGGGACAGGGGGCGGGAUUAGAACCGACUGGGCUGGGCUGGGACUGGGAGAUAAAUGCUCUUUGCUGAGGUGACCCAGCUCUGGGAGCUGCGCUUUUUCUUGCUGUAAAUCAGGAAUUCGUUUACCAAAAUGUGGCGGUUCUUGGCCACUCUGUGCAGUCUGGUUGUACUGACCAGUGCUCGGAGUACAUUGUCCUUCCCUCCUCUUUCAGAUGAAAUGGUCAACUAUGUCAACAAGCUCAAUACUUCAUGGAAGGCUGGGCAUAACUUCCGUAAUGUGGACAUGAGCUACGUCAAGAAACUCUGUGGUACCAUCAUGGGUGGAGCCAAGCAACUACCUCAGAGAUUGAUGUUGGCUGAUGACAUGAAACUACCAGAAAACUUUGAUGCACGGGAACAGUGGCCAAACUGCCCAACCAUCAAAGAAAUUCGAGACCAGGGCUCCUGCGGCUCUUGUUGGGCAUUUGGAGCUGUGGAAGCCAUUUCUGACAGGAUCUGUGUGCAUACUAAUGGUUAUACCACUGUAGAAGUGUCUGCUGAGGAUCUGCUUAGCUGCUGUGGAUUACAGUGUGGGGAAGGAUGUAAUGGUGGCUAUCCUGCUGGAGCUUGGAAAUAUUGGAUCAAGAAAGGCCUUGUAUCUGGUGGCCUUUAUGACUCCCAUGUGGGCUGCCGACCUUACUCCAUUCCUCCUUGUGAGCAUCAUGUGAAUGGUUCCCGCCCUGCCUGUAGUGGAGAGGGAGGAGAUACCCCUAAAUGCAACAAGAAGUGUGAAGCAGGCUAUUCUCCUGACUACAAAGAUGACAAACACUAUGGAUCAACCGCUUACAAUGUACCCUCAAGUGAGAAGGAAAUCAUGGCUGAGAUCUACAAGAAUGGUCCUGUAGAGGGAGCUUUUAUCGUGUAUGCUGACUUCCUUCAGUACAAGUCUGGAGUAUACCAGCAUGUGACUGGAGACAUGCUUGGAGGCCAUGCCAUUCGUGUCCUAGGCUGGGGUGUGGAAAAUGGUAUUCCUUACUGGCUGGCUGCCAACUCCUGGAACACAGAUUGGGGUGAUAAUGGUUUCUUUAAAAUCCUUCGUGGAAAGGAUCAUUGUGGAAUAGAAUCUGAAAUGGUGGCUGGAAUUCCCCGAACAGAGCAAUAUUGGAAGAAGAUCUAAUCUGCCAUUUGUCCAAUUUAAUUUUUUUAAAAAGAAAGAAAACUUGAAAAUGGGAAUAAGGUGAAUGGGGGGAGGGAAAGGAAUAUUUUUAAAAGACUGGAGCUAGAGAGACAUGCUCUAUUAUUCAUAUUUUCUUUAAAUGGGAAGGUUGAGAUUUUAGACAAAUUGGACCUUAAUUUGGUUGAGCCAAAUUCUUGCAGUCUUCCAGCUCCAUCCAUAAUAUAGGUACAUACUUCUUGGUCUGGCUCCACCUAAUAAUGCAUGCCAUUUCAAGUUUUAAGUAAUUCUGUGAAUAGCACAUAACACUGCUGGUAAAAUACUAGAGACCUAUGAUGCUUUCUUUUAAAAAAGUCUGUUCUUAUGAAUGUCUCCCAAUUCCCAGUUGUCAUGACUUCUGCAAUUCCUUCUCCCUCCCCCUCCAACCACCACCAAUCUUUUGCAGUCUGAAAUAGCCAGGAACCAACAAACCAACAAUGAUUCAAGGGAAAGGUGUUUUUUUUUAAUUUUGGUUUUGUUUUUAAGUUUUAUCCCACAGGAAUGAGGGUUUGGUUUUUUUUUUUUUUUAAUUUCUUGAGCAGGAAGGAGGUAGAUAUUCUCAGAAAUCAAUUUGACUCCCACAUAAUUUUGUGGGGGGAAGGUCCUCAAGGCUUCAGCAUCUUAAUGUGUCCCAGUUCUAUUAACAAUCCCAUAUUAUGCUUACUUGUCCUUAGACCACUUUUAGUACCAGUCAACGUGAACCAAUCAAGCUUUGCAGUAUUGCACAUACUUUUUUGUGAAGAGAUACCAAUAAAUAUAUAAAUCUCUAUUUUUGUUAGUAUAUCUUGGUUGAUCAUACAAAGAAUUGCCAGGAUCACUUGUACUCAAUAGAUUAAGUUUGAGCCUAUCGGAAAAAAAAGCUGGAUAGGUAAUAAUCUUUCCCUCACUACUCCAUCCCAAAGGCAAUAUUCCCUCUGCUGAUGUCUCUGGGAAAGGUGGAAGAUGAACAGGACCCUUCUGGCCAUAAGAGAAACAAGCUCUUACUGUUCUUUAACCUUUAAAGCAAUUUAACCUUGAUAUUGUUUUUUAGUGACUGAAAUGAAACCCACAACCCUUGUGCCAAUAAAAAAUUUCUCUUACUUUUUUUUUUCUUUCUUGGUGAAUAAUUGGGGGGAGGGAUAUGGUAUUUCUCCUGAAACUAAAAAGGGCUUUAAGUAAAGCCAAGGAUUCUUUUGUUUUGUCUUUUGGCAGUCUCAAAGCCCAAGAAUUACUCUCAGAAUUUCAUUUUCAAAUACAUAAAAACAAUUUUUAAAAAACA